This is a messenger RNA of Spirometra erinaceieuropaei, 2751 nucleotides long. The record is from the annotation of a GenBank genome assembly. NCBI's taxonomy places the organism in Eukaryota, Metazoa, Platyhelminthes, Cestoda, Diphyllobothriidea, Diphyllobothriidae.
AUGAAAGGGGAAAGCGGCCCCAUCUCCAUCUCCUUCUAUCAAGCGAGUCGACGUAAGUCAGGAACCAGUCUCCCAGCUGAAGCCUCAGGACGGUCCGCCUACUACAACCUACCUUAAAUACUGCAAUAUCGAAAUCUUCCUAAACACGUCAACGUCUUUCUUACUGUUCCUUUUGGUACCUCGUCUAGUCACUAUCACGAUAUGGAAGGAAGAUUGAGCAAAGCGGGACAAGAACGGUAUUAAAGUUCGGUAGACACCUGAUAUGGAAUGUGCUUUUAAAUAACCUGACCUAGGCACUCGAUGGAUUAGAAGAAAAUGUGAAAGCUAGCACAAUGGGAAGUGGACUGUAAGUGCACAUGGUCUGAACGUCGUCGUUUCAUGCAACGGGCCUAGCCACUAUUUGAGUUAGAAAAAAAGAUGGAACAAGCUGAAUCGCAGGACGGGGGAUACAAUUACAUUGAGCACUCGGUGCUAACGCCGCCGCUCACACACUGAAACUGAAUACCAUGUUGGGUCAUGAAAGAAGGACAGUUCAAGCAGAACGGGAACGGGGUGCAAGUGCAUGGAACACUUGGCGUUAACUGACUCGUUGGCGCACCUGACCGAUCAACCUGAUGGAUUAGUAAUCAACGAGAGUCCAAGCGAAACGCUCAGCGGCUAGAAUUGCAUGUGCACCUAGCACUUGGUCUAAACGCAACCGGCCACGCACUGAGCCUAUCCGCUCAUUGGAAUGGAAAACAAGGAGGGCAAGUAGACGGGUAACGUGGGGGGAGCAUGCGUGUGAUUUGCGCACUUGGUCUGAACGCCGCCGUUCACGCACAGUGUCUGCCAUCUCGAUGCAAUAGAAAAGAAGGGGGAAGGAGUACAGAAACUGGGUCCAAAUGCAUUCAGCACAUGGUUUCAAAUGUAUCCUUGCAAUACCUGGUCAAGCAACUCGCAGAAUUAGAAGGCUGCAAGAGGAAUAGCAGAGCGGGAACUAGUAGAUGCAACGUGCAUUAAGCACUCGAUCUAAACGCCCACAGUCACGCGCCGAACCUAGCCGCACGGGAAAGGAAGGAGGAAGCCAGCCAAAGGAAGUCCAAGUACAGCAGGCUCUUGGUCUGAACUGCGCCGUUCGCGCAUCAAGUCUCGUCACUCCUUGGAUUAGAAAAGAAGCUCACUGCAAGCAGAACGAAAGGGGGUACAAUUGCAUUGACCACUCGGGCACAACACUGCCUAUGAAGUAGCUGACCUGGCCACUCGCUGGAUAAGCAAAAAGGGAGAAGGCUGGCAGGGUGGAAACGGAAGGGGUGGAAGUGCAGUGGGCGCUAGAGUAUGAACGCAACCGAAGGCGCAUCGAACCUGGCCACUCACUUGACUAUAAAAGAAGGAAACGGCAAGGGAAAAGUCAAAUGGCGCAAGUACAUUGAAUAUUGGUCUCAACUACGCCAUCGUGAUAGCGGGGUCCAAGAGCAUCAACCACACGGUUUCGAUUGUACCUAGUCAAGUCACUCGUCAGAUUCGAAGAGAAACUAGAGUAGGCAGGGCAGAGACGGGAUCCAAUUGCGUCAAGCAUUUGUUCGCAACUAUUCCCUUGAAGUACCUACCCUAGCCACUCGUUGGAUUAGAGAAGAAGGAAAGGGCACACAAAACGGGGUUUGGGGAAGGGUUCUAUGCCAUAGUAGUGCCUUGUCAACGUAAACCAUUGCAAAACAAUCCCGCUUUCCCAAAGCAAUUCAGGAGCUGAGAAAUAUAAUGUUCCUCAAGCGCGGUCGCUGGACAAAGUCUUACUCCCCCCGCUUUCCAUACUGAACACCCGUGGACACCAGCAAUCCUAUUUUAUGUAAUUUUAAGACUAGAUCAGACUCUCAGUUUUUCGCAACUGCAUACCAAGUAAAAUUAUGGAAAGUUACUGCGUGUUCAUUGGGUUAUUAGAGGUCUUUCCAGUGACCCUUUAAACGCAUUCAUGUAUACAAACAUCACAAAAAUAUUCAUGCCUCUAUGGCCGCAGUGUUCUCUGAUAACAGGAAAAUCUGAAAGGUAAUAAAAAAGCAAUCAAUGCAAAGAAGCUACAAGAAAAUGUUGUUACAAUGACAGGCCGGUCAACCAAGCGGCUUCUAGCACUAGCUGUUUAAUUUUACACCCGGCGGCCGUUUGUGGUGCGCAUUCAAACAUGCGGAUACAUAGAAGGACUAAGUCUUUUAGAACACUACGAAAAUGAUGCCGUCACAAUGUAUGAAAAAGGCUCCGAAGGCGAUUCUCUGAACACCCUCGCUAGAGGUGUCAUCUCUACAUUUUAUCCUUAUCUCUCCGCAUAUACUUUUGGUCCGUGCCAAAAGAAUAAAAUAAGUAUAAGCAGUAUAAUCAUGAUAAAUUUAGCUUCUAAGCGUUCAAAGAGCUUUGUCGAUGCAGUGGAAAACAAAGGUGAUAAUUUCGGACUUAUGCUCUACAUACACUGCCAACUUUACAGCGGAACUUGGAGAAGGCGUUACUUGGAGCCGGGCAAGUUACUGACGUCCGCCAGGGCUUUGUCUCUUCGCAUACGAUACUUUUGAUGAUGAUGAUGAUGAUGAUGAUGAUGAUGAUGAUGAUGAUGUUGAUGAUGAUGAUGAUGAUGAUGAUGAUGAUGAUGAUGAUGAUGAUGAUGAUGAUGAUGAUGAUGAUGAUGAUGAUGAUGAUGAUGAUGAUGAUGAUGAUGAUGAUGAUGAUGAUGAUGAUGAUGAUGAUGAUAACCAGAAACUAAAAAUCGGGGGAAUAUGGAUAAAAGGAUGA